AUGGCAUGGUCUCGUCUUCAGGAGUGUUACGGCUCACCAGAGAUGAUCGAAAAGGCUCUCUUUGAAAGAGUGGAGAAGUUUCCCAAAAUCAACAGCAGGGAUUAUCCUAAACUAAGAGAGAUUGGAGACCUGCUACAGGAGCUAGCAUCGGCUAAGCGCGAGGGCUACUUACCUGGACUUGCUUGCUUGGACACAGCUAGAGGUCUGAACCCCAUAGUGGAAAAAUUACCAUGGAACCUCCAAGAAAAGUGGAUUUCUAAGGGGAGUAACUACAAGUUAGCGCACAACGUGCCCUUCCCACCUUUCACCUACUUUGCUGACUUCGUCUCCAGAGAGGCCCUCAUCCGCAACGACCCAAGCUUCUCUUUUGCCAGUUCAGCUGCUACAACAACUAAGCCAGACGCUGCAGAUAAGAAGAUAAGAAACUUCGUAUCCACCAAUAUAACGGAUGUCUCUCCUGUUUCCGACUCCGACACAACAGAGACUUCCAGUGCUAGGCCUGAUGUCAUUCCUUGGGCUAACCAGUCCCCUCAGGCAGAGAACGGCGGGGAGUCGGAACCUCCUCCUACAGUGAACUCCAUGUGCACCGAGAUCUGUGGAGGAAACAACGGACCUAGCUCCUGCUCUAAAAUUUGCCUCAUCACAGUGCAUCCUAAGGGAGAACCAAACAGGUCAGUGAGACUCUACGCCAUUCUUGAUGACCAGAGCAACCGGUCACUCGCCAGGCCAGAGUUCUUCAACCUCUUUAACCUUGAAAGCUCAGAAGCUCCCUACACAUUACAGGCUCAGAUCCUUCUUCUCCUUGGGCGUGGUGUCCUACAGGCUCACAAGGUACGAGACCAGCGCAACAGACCUAAUAGCGCACCAUAUGCCCAACGCUUGGAUCUUGGUUGGGUCAUCAUCGGUGAGGUCUGCCUAGGCACAGCUCACAAACCCAAACAUGCAAGUGUGUUCCGCACUCACGUUCUGGAGAACGGCCGCCAUUCACACUUCUCACCCUGUCCGAACCAUCUCACAGUUAAGGAGAGACUCACCGUGAAGACCCCAAGCACCAACAGUCUCUCUGAACUGUCAAGCUCACCACCGACUCGCGAAGCAGAGAGAUGCGGUUACGAUGACUCCUUGGGAAGCAAGAUAUUCCAACGCACCGAAGAUGACAACAAGGUCGCUCCCUCUAUUGAAGACAAGCUGUUCAUCAAGUUAAUGGAUAAAGAGAGCUACAUCGACGACGGCAACAGCUGGGUAGCCCCACUUCCGUUCCGCCGGUCAAGACCACUUCUGCCUAACAAUAGAGAGCAAGCUCUGAAUCGUUUCAACUCUCUUUGUCGUACGCUUGGAAGAAAGCCGGAGAUGAAGGAGCAUUUUGUCACCUUCAUGCAACGUAUCUUCGAUCAAGAUCAUGCAGAGCUCGCUCCUCCGUUGACUAACAGAGAGGAGUGCUGGUACCUCCCCACAUUCGGAGUGUAUCACCCCCACAAACCAGGUCAAAUCAGAGUUGUGUUUGACUCCAGCGCCAAACAUCUUGGAGUGUCUCUGAACGACGUGUUGUUGACCGGACCAGAUCUUCACAACAGUUUGCUGGGAGUUCUGAUGCGUUUUCGAUGUGAACAGGUUGCCUUCACCGCCGACAUCGAACAGAUGUUCCAUAGUUUCAUCGUGAGAGAAGAUCACAGGAACUUUCUUAGGUUCCUAUGGUUCAGGAACAACGACCCUACGGACGUGGUUGUAGAAUACCGGAUGCGGGUCCAUGUGUUUGGCAACAGUCCGUCUCCAGCGGUAGCGACCUACGGCCUCAGACGAGCUGCUCUACACGGAGAAGAGGAGUUUGGUCACGCAGCGAAAGAGUUCGUACAUAGAGAGUUCUAUGUAGACGAUGCCCUCAAAUCUCUGCCCUCUGUGUCUCAAGCGGUCAACCUACUUACAGCAGCACGAGGUAUGCUAGCAAUGUCCAACCUACGUCUCCACAAGAUUGCGUCCAACUGUCCAGCAGUUAUGCAAGCGUUUCCAUCCUCUGAGUAUGCCAAGGACUUGAAGGACCUCGACCUGGAAACUGACUCUCCACCGAUGCAGCGCAGCCUAGGAUUGAAUUGGGACCUGAGCAGAGAUACGUUCACUUUUCGGGUCGCCAACACCAAUAGACCCUUCACACGCAGAGGUGUGCUCGCUUGUGUGAACAGUUUGUUCGAUCCACUUGGCCUGGUGGCACCGAUCUCCAUACAAGGAAAGCUCCUUCUGAGAGAACUCACCCACAACACCGUCGAUUGGGACGAGCCGCUCCCUGCUGAAAAGGAAACCGAGUGGAUUGCUUGGAGGGAUUCACUACAAGCCCUUGAAAGCUUUGAGACUCCUCGUUGCUACACAAGCACAUCUGUUUCCAACGCCCAGCGCGUGGAGCUACACAUCUUUUCAGACGCUUCUGUGAAGGCCAUUGCUGCAGUAGCUUACCUCAAGGUGCUAGACAACAGCGGCGAAGUCCAUGUAGGAUUCGUCAUAGGAAAGGCAAAGUUAGCUCCGAUGUCAGUCCAUACAGUCCCGCGGCUUGAACUGGGAGCAGCAGUCCUGGGUGAGAUAGCAGAAUUGGCUUCAAGAGAGUUGGAUCUGAAGUUUGAUGAUGUGCGGUUCUAUACAGACAGCAAGGUUGUGCUUGGGUACAUUUAUAACGCAACCCGCCGGUUCUAUGUGUAUGUCAGUAACAGGGUAGAACACAUCAGGAAGUUCUCAAGCCCCAACCAGUGGCACUACGUGCCCACCGGCCAGAACCCAGCAGACGUAGCAACCAGACCAGUACAUGCAGCACUGCUCACCAACACGAGCUGGCUCACCGGGCCUGACUUUCUGCUGCUACCGUCUAAAGAAGACAUCCCACUGGGAACACCUUUCAGCCUUGUGGACCCAGACUCUGACGCAGAAGUGCGAUCUCACCUAACCACAUGCACCAGCCCAAACCUGGGCUCUCAGCGGUUUGAACGGUUUUCAACAUGGCAGUCUCUCAUCAGAGCCAUAGCCACACUCAUCCACAUCACAGACGUCAUCAGAUCCAGCACUACAACUGGAAACAAAGAAUGUAAAGGCUGGCAUCAAUGUUCAAAAGCACACACAUCCAACAAUCUGUUGAAGGUAAAACAGGUCAUCAUUCGAUGUGUUCAAAAAGAAACCUAUCCCACUGAGAUGUCCUGUCUGCAGCAAGGGAUAUGCAUUCCUAACGACAGUUCACUGAGGAAGUUGGAUCCUGUUCUCGAUUGUGACGGACUCUUGAGAAUCGGUGGCCGGCUUCAACGCUCAAGUCUUACCGCGGAGGAGAAACACCCUCUCAUUGUCCCUGGUCGCAGCCACGUCGGCGCUCUACUUACCAGCUACUACCACAGGAGAGUCGAACACCAGGGCCGGAUCUUCACGGAGGGAGCUAUACGUGCAGAUGGCAUUUGGAUGGUCGGAGCCAAGAGGUGCAUCGCAAAGCUUCUACACAAGUGUGUCACGUGUAACAAACUCAGAGGUAAAACAGCAGAGCAAAAGAUGGCCGACCUCCCUCCAGAUCGUCUAAGUACAGAGCCUCCUUUCACUAACGUAGGCAUCGAUGUAUUUGGUCCUUGGAGUAUCUCUACUCGACGCACCCGUGGAGGCGCUGCCAACAGCAAAAGGUGGGCAGUUAUCUUCACCUGUCUCAGUGUACGUGCUGUUCACAUAGAGCUCAUUGAAGCCAUGGACACAUCAAGCUUCAUCAACGCUCUGCGUAGAUUUCUUGCCAUCCGGGGUCCUGUGAAGCUUAUUCGUUCAGACUGUGGCACAAAUUUCAAGGGAGCCUGUAAAGAGCUGCAAGUACUCUUGCAAGACGACCAGGAGCCCAACAUCUCUAAGUUCCUCAGUGCAGAGGGUUGUACAUGGAUCUUUAACCCACCUCAUUCAUCACACAUGGGCGGUGUGUGGGAGAGGAUGAUUGGCAUCUCAAGAAGGAUUCUGGAUUCCAUGCUAAGUCAGACUCCACCUUCCCUACUCACCCACGACGUUCUGUCUACUACGAUGGCAGAGGUCUCGGCCAUUAUCAACGCCAGACCUCUGACAACCAUCUCUACCGAUGCAGACGCUCCGUUACUUCUGACUCCCAACACGAUUCUUACCCAGAAGGUUUGCUGUCCAUAUCCUCCUCCAGGCUGCUUCGUCGACGCAGACUUACACCGUCAGCAAUGGAGAAGAGUCCAGCACUUGGCCAACACCUUUUGGGAAAGGUGGCGGCGUGAGUAUGUCUCAACCCUCCAGAGUCGUUCUAAGUGGCAGAAGAGCCAGCCCAACAUCAAGGAGGGAGACCUAGUGCUUCUUCGCGAUACUCAGCUGAAGAGAAACCAGUGGCCCAUGGCAUUGGUGACUAAAACCUUCCCUGGAAGUGACGGAAAGAUCAGGAAGUUGGAGCUCAAAGUAACUAGAGGAGGCACUUCCAAGAACUUCCUUCGCCCUAUCACUGAAGUGGUGGUGCUGAUGACCCCUUAGGAUCAAACAGACUCUCGAUUGACCCCCAGAUGUUUGGUUAUUUAAGGUGUUAUUGUGUUCAAUACCAGGCGGGGAGUGUUACGUUACACAUUUUGAGUUUGUAUUAGGCACUUUAGAGCCCCCUGCAGGCCAUUACUUGUAUUCAGUUCUUUCGUAGAUUCUUAAUAUUGCGUUCAUUCUCAUUGGCUGAUAAGAGUCACGUUGUUAGUCACGUGAUUUCAGACGUGAUCUGUCAUUAUUUCGGCAGCCAUUUUGAUCUGUCAUUUGAGCCAGAGAUCCACACGGUGAAACGUCUUUUUUAUCUCACAUCAUUCAUCCUUGUAAGCCUUGGAGAAGCUUUGUUUUUUCACACUUCUAAACCUGCAACAACUUGUUCAACAACAAUCAAUAAAUGGACAUUCAAGUGGAUGUCGACAACAUC
This is a messenger RNA of Gadus morhua (Atlantic cod), 4903 nucleotides long. RefSeq lists its product as uncharacterized. Gene Ontology annotation, molecular function: nucleic acid binding. NCBI's taxonomy places the organism in Eukaryota, Metazoa, Chordata, Actinopteri, Gadiformes, Gadidae. The record is from RefSeq and is a predicted model, not a curated record. The coding region runs from base 1 to 4482 and encodes 1493 amino acids. The transcript is spliced from 4 exons. Gene Ontology annotation, biological process: DNA integration.